AGUACAUUUCAAAAUCGUCUAUUGGGACAUUUUGGUUGCAUGCGGAAGUGAGUGACACGUUCAUAAUGGCAACCGGAGCAGAUCAAGCUGUUGGUUUUGGACUUGUUGGUUUUAGUCUGUUACUGUUUACGUAUUACACCAUUUGGGUCAUAGUAUUGCCUUUCGUGGACAGUGACCAUGUGAUCCACAGUUAUUUUCUUCCACGAGAAUAUUCAGUCAUACUUCCUGGAGUUGCAGCAUUAAUCCUCUUACUUUUUGUUGGCACCUUCAUAGGGGUGGUAACGUGGAAGAAUCGAAAACCUAAGAAAGUUGAUUAAGACUCUCCAGGCUUUUAUGAUUCAUCUGGUCACAAGAACGAACUGUGUUGAUUUCACUCAUGUACAACUUCAUGUACACAGCCACGUGAAGAUGAACUCUAAAGCUGCUCGCCUGGAUUCCAGUCAUUAGACAUGUUUAGGUGGUUCUUAAAAUAAACAGCAAAAUAGAUUUCAUUAAUAGCCAAAGCAGUACUGAACAUGUAGCUACACAGUAGUCUGUUUGAGCUUUGUGCAUCUAAUGGCCACAACCUUGACUGAAGACCACACUACCUGUGACAUGCUUAGCUUUGGAGAAUUCUUUCCAUAGUCAGGGAGAUAAAAGCAAAUAAUACAUGAGAACACAAUUUUGGCACCUAAGAGAUAGGGCAGAUAUAUGUAUACUGUGUAUCUGGAAGACCUCUAAAUGGAAUAUGGGAUUUUUCUUUAUGCUUUAAGUUGAGGAGUUUCAACUGUUCAUUUAUGUUGUAAAUAGAUGGAUUUAUAAGCUGGAGUGCUUGCUUCUAGCAGCAAAAUAAUUCAGGACACCAAUCUAAAAAGAAUAAGAAAGAGAACUUUCUGUAAUACCAUAAACAAUCCCACAUUAAAACGAAUAGAAAUAU
Molecule: messenger RNA, 916 nt
Organism: Sinocyclocheilus anshuiensis
Lineage: Eukaryota; Metazoa; Chordata; Actinopteri; Cypriniformes; Cyprinidae
Product: dolichol phosphate-mannose biosynthesis regulatory protein-like
Exons: 4
Coding region: 66-317 (83 amino acids)
Biological process (GO): GPI anchor biosynthetic process; dolichol phosphate mannose biosynthetic process
Cellular component (GO): endoplasmic reticulum membrane; dolichol-phosphate-mannose synthase complex
Molecular function (GO): enzyme regulator activity
Source: RefSeq, a predicted model, not a curated record